Rhagoletis zephyria (snowberry fruit fly) is the source of this 2622-nucleotide messenger RNA. Its product is annotated as feline leukemia virus subgroup C receptor-related protein 2-like. Gene Ontology annotation, cellular component: membrane. The record is from RefSeq and is a predicted model, not a curated record. NCBI's taxonomy places the organism in Eukaryota, Metazoa, Arthropoda, Insecta, Diptera, Tephritidae. Gene Ontology annotation, biological process: heme export; transmembrane transport. Gene Ontology annotation, molecular function: heme transmembrane transporter activity; heme binding.
GUUUUGUUGCUGGUUUCGUGGCAGUUAAAGAGUGCGUUGAUACAUAUGUAUGUACAUGAUGACGACUAGACAAGAUGUGGGUGGUCGGUAGAGAAAUCAUUUCAACAGUAAUAUCUGCGCCAUAUUCCCCCCCUCUCGAAAGUAAUUGUGUGUGUGUGAUAUACGAGUUCUCCAUGAAAAGAAGCUGCACUCAGUGGCCUAUACUAGAUGGCGGCAAAAAUAGGGAUAAAAAUAGUCAGCCACAUGCCUGCGGAAUUCAGUUCGACGUCGACUUUCGAGAGUUAUGUUACGCGCUGACAGCUUCAAAAGCAGCAGUGACAUUUUCUCCAAGCUGUGUUGCUUUAGAAGAGAUGCAAGUUUUUAAGUUCAAGUGGUGUGGUUUAAAAUCUUAUCUUUGUUCAGCUUAAAUCAACUCACCCACGGCUGUGAUGACGACGUCUUUACUAAAAUAAUUAGCGGUCCGCAAGCAGUCUGUGAUUGAAUGUGCCGGAAUCGCAACCGAAAAUUAUCAUUGCAGUGCAAGAGAAUAUUAGGGAAAAGUGUAAACUAAAAACAUAUCUUUUUGAAAUUGCAAUACCACCGAGCAACAAAUAACCGUCCCACUGCGAAAUAUUUAGUACGUAUUAUGUAUCAAGAAAGAGGUAAUGGUGGGCAACUAAAAUACAACAGAGUAUGUUCAACAUAAGAGCCGCAACAAGAACCACAACAACUAGGCAGAGCUACGAAAGACGGCUCCAACAAAAACAAAAUGACGACUACCGAAACUGAUUUGCGGCCGGCGAGGCUUACUGAAAGUGAAUAUUCAGUUCACCCAAGCACUGGACCACGAAAAAUCGAAGAAAUCAAAGUUUACAAACGCCGCUGGAUAGUUUUGUUCCUGUUUGUAUUUUAUUCGGGCGCAAAUGCUGCUCAAUGGAUUCAAUACAGUAUUAUAAACAACAUUAUUGUCAAAUAUUACGGUAUUAAUGACAAGUGGGUGGAUUGGACGUCAAUGGUAUAUAUGAUUGUCUAUAUACCACUAAUUUUCCCUGGCAGUUGGUUUCUUGAUAAGAUGGGUCUUCGCAUAACAGCGCUCGUGGGCGUUGUGGGCACAUGCAUUGGUUCAUGGAUCAAAGUAUUCUCCGUGCAACCGGAUCUCUUUUAUGUCACAUUUAUUGGUCAAACCAUUGUGGCAUUGUCCCAGGUCUGUAUUUUAUCCUUGCCGGCGCGAAUCGCUGCAGUUUGGUUUGGACCUCACCAGGUGUCUUCGGCUUGUAGUGUAGGUGUAUUUGGCAACCAGCUCGGCAUAGCAGUUGGUUUCGUGCUGCCUCCAAUUUUAGUGGAAAACUCCGAUGAUCUGGAUAAAAUUGGCAGCGAUUUGCUUUUUAUGUUUUACUGCUUUGCAGGCUUUACGACCGUUUUAAUGGUGCUGAUGAUACUUUUUUUUAAGGAUAAACCACCUACACCGCCAAACCCAAAGCGUUCGGCCACAUCUUCGGAUGAAGCAGCUGCUCAGGCACCAUUUAUGCAAUCAUUGAAGAGUUUGGUGCUGAAUCGCAACUACGUACUGCUUCUAAUUUCGUAUGGAAUGAAUGUUGGCGUAUUCUAUGCAAUAUCCACUUUGCUCAAUCCGGUGGUGCUCAAAUAUUAUCCAGGCCAUGAGGUUGACACAGGUCGCAUUGGAUUGUCUAUUGUACUGGCAGGCAUGAUCGGCUCCGUCGUCUGUGGCAUUGUGCUAGACCAAAUGCGCAAAUUCAAAGAAACUACGUUAGCGGUUUACGCCUUCUCAAUGGUCGGUAUGUGGAUAUUUACAUUUACAUUGGAUACAGGACAUAUUGCCGUGGUCUACGUGACAGCUGCACUUUUAGGUUUCUUUAUGACGGGGUAUUUGCCAGUAGGCUUUGAAUUCGCCGCCGAACUGACAUAUCCGGAACCGGAGGGAACCUCCUCGGGUCUGCUCAACGCAGCCGCGCAAAUUUUUGGUAUUGGAUUCACAUCCCUGUAUUCCGAAGUAUUCUACACCUAUGGAGAUAUACCAGCCGAUGUGAUCAUGUCAAUUAUGCUGGUGCUGGGCACGCUGAUCACGGCGCUAAUUAAGCCAGAUCUGCGCAGGCAAAAGGCGAAUCGGGAUGCCAUGCCACCUGUAGAGACCUCAGAUGUUUCCGUCAUCACAUCUGGGAAGUUGGACGGCAUCAAUCCAUAGGAACGGAUUGAUUUUGUUUAAGCAGUGCAAUGAUCGAAUGUAUGUUUAGUAUUUGAAACUAUUUCAUAGAAGCUUUAAAGUUUUAUCUUUUCCCAUUUUUAUGAAUUAACAACGCAUUUUAGUUGUUUGAUGAUUGCAGCGCUUAAGCAAAAUCUGAGCUCAAAAAUAUUAGCUCAAGUGGUAAUAAAUAUUUAUGCAUUAACUAGAUACAUAUUUGCACCUCUAUUCUGCACCGUUUACGUAUUCGGAUUUUGGUACGAAUCGUAGAAAUCGUAUGCUGCAAUCCGAAUCGUAUUUUCGAACUUUCGGAAGUUGUUAUUGCAUUAACUGCAUUGAGAAUCAGUUCUUCCGGCAUAGGAGGAGUUAUGGCUUGGAGUUCAACAAUUCAACCAGAAGUUGACAUACAUAUGUAGAUGCGUCCAUGGUUACUAUGCCCAACA